Molecule: messenger RNA, 1221 nt
Organism: Tuber aestivum (summer truffle)
Lineage: Eukaryota; Fungi; Ascomycota; Pezizomycetes; Pezizales; Tuberaceae
Source: the annotation of a GenBank genome assembly
GGACUCCACCGACUAUUGAUGUUUGGAGGCGAAAGGCCAAUCUUAUCACAAUUGGCCGAGGUAACCCUUACCAGUAUUGGGUAAACACCAUGGAUAGACCAUAAAAUCUCGGUGUUGGAUGGCAAAGGUUUCAAAUUCACAGCAGUAUGAUAUGAUAUGUUAGACUCCCCCACUGAAGCAAACGCUGGGGUUUCCGCACGUCAGUAUUCUUCCAGUAUCAUCGUUGCGCGGAAAAUAUGAGCUGAUCCCAGGGUCAGGGCUAAUCUUGGCACAAGCAACUCUCUAGCCUAAACAAACCACUGCACAAUCUCUCCAACCCCCAGCUCCAGGCAUAGCUCACAACUCAAAGUAACCAUGGUCCUUCUAACCCUCACACCCCAGCUCACGGCUGCGAUAGAAGUCUACAACAAGGAGAAGCCAUCCUCCUCGAUCUCAGUUCCCGCAACGCACCUUGAUCACCGUCAAAUCCAUCUCAUCUCCCAAGCCCUCCUCGACACCUCCGAAGAUAAAUCCCAAUACCGCCUAAGCACUCUCCUACAAGGAUGUAGCCUCUAUCACCCCCCAUCCCCGCCGAGGCCCGAGCCGGUAUUACCUCCUCUAUUGCCCUCCUCUCGCCCUCAACAAGCUAACAAAAUGCCAGACUCAGGAAUAUAAAGACCUAAUGGCACGCCUCCGCCGGCAGGAAGAAGAGCGGGUUUACAACGCCCUAACAAACAAACCUCGAGACAUCUACGAAGAAGAGGACGAAUAUACUUUUCAAGACUUGAAAUCGCAGUUAUCAAUAAUCUCUAAUGUAUUACUGUCCACGAUAGCUACUUCUGUGGCCGUGUGGAUGGUUGCCGGUGGGUGGGAUGUCCCGCAGAGAUUCGCCUUGGCGUUUGCGUCUGCUAUUGUCGUCUGCAUAGCGGAGGUGGUGGUUUUUAACGGGUACCUGAGAAAGGUGGAGGAGAGUCGGGAGUCGGAAAAGAUUAAGGCCAAAAAUGAAGUCAAGGAGAUUGUCAACGUCUGGGAGAUCGGCGGGGUUGCUAGAGCGCUGGAUGGGGUUAAGAAAAGGAGAUAAACUCGUUCAUGGUGCCCCUCCGGCGCGUCUUGUGUGGAUACGGUGUCCGGACCCGGUCCGUGGACAGAGGCCCGGGUUCUGCUCUGUUUGGGCAAUAUUUAUUUGCAACUUUACUCGCACCCUAGACAGUUGAUUACAUACUUGAGUAUUUGUUGAUCCUG